CUGCCCGCUGACCGCUGCCGUAACUGGCAACACAGAAUCUAAACUUCUUUUUCGUUUACGCUUCGUGUCGAUCGGUGUGAUCCAAACGAACCAUCAAAAUGGUCGCGGCUAAGAAACAAAAAAAGACCAUUGAGUCUAUCAACUCAAGGCUGGCGCUAGUAAUGAAAUCUGGCAAAUACUGCUUGGGUUACAAACAGACACUGAAGACACUGCGACAGGGCAAGGCUAAACUAGUCAUCAUUGCCAAGAAUGCUCCUCCCCUAAGGAAAUCAGAAAUUGAGUACUACGCUCUGUUGGCCAAGACCGGAGUCCACCACUACAGUGGAAACAACAUUGAGCUGGGCACAGCUUGCGGAAAGUACUACCGCGUGUGCACACUCGCCAUCACAGACCCUGGUGACUCUGACAUCAUCACCACAUUGCCUGAGGCAACCGUUUAAUAAAUAAGUUUAAAUUAA
This is a messenger RNA of Colias croceus (clouded yellow), 458 nucleotides long. It is a transcript of the gene RpL30, whose product is annotated as 60S ribosomal protein L30. Gene Ontology annotation, molecular function: RNA binding; structural constituent of ribosome. The transcript has 4 exons. NCBI's taxonomy places the organism in Eukaryota, Metazoa, Arthropoda, Insecta, Lepidoptera, Pieridae. The coding region runs from base 99 to 440 and encodes 113 amino acids. Gene Ontology annotation, cellular component: cytosolic large ribosomal subunit. The record is from RefSeq and is a predicted model, not a curated record.